UCAGUCCUUUAUGUCCUAUAAUCCCCACUUGUCUUUUCUGGAAAUGACAUGAACAGCAUUCUAAUCACUGACUACAUUUUUGGAUCUCAUUUUCAUGACAAAGCAUUUGUAGCGGUUUGAUAAAACAAAGGACCGGCACGGCGGGUAUAAAAGGGAGCGGGUUACGGGAUCCAGCGCCACCUCACACAGGGAGACUUGGGUGGUACUAAAACAAUGUCAACGAUGGGAAGGAUUGUGUUCUAUGAGGACAAGAACUACCAGGGCCGACGCUAUGAGUGUGACAGCGACUGCACAGACUUCCAUUCCUACCUGAGCCGCUGUAACUCCAUCAGGGUGGAGAGUGGUGCCUGGGUGGUCUACGAGAGGCCCAACUACACCGGCUACCAGUAUGUACUGACCAGGGGAGAGUACCCUGACUACCAGCGCUGGAUGGGCCUCAACGACCACGUCUGCUCCUGCAAGAUGGUUCACUUUGCUAGCGGUAUCCCCUACAAGCUACAGCUGUACGGGAAGGGAGACUUGGCAGGCCAGGCGUUCGAGGCCACCGAGGACUGCCCCUCCGUGCUGGAGAAGUUCCACUGGCGCGAGGUGCACUCCUGCAAGGUGCUGGGCGGCUGGUGGGUCUUCUACGAGCACCCCAACUACAAGGGCCGUCAGUAUCUCCUGGAGAAGGGCGAGUACCGCAAGCCCACGGACUGGGGCGCGGUGUGUCCCAACGUCCAGUCCUUCAGACGCCUCACUGAGUAACCAGGGUCUAGAGUUGUCCCCCUCUCGCCCAACCAAUCCGAUCCCUCCUGCCCAAUGCUCGAUCAAGUCAUCUACUACCAUUCUUAACACCAAGAGAUGGACCUGACACUGAGCCACGGCCACGAGCUCAAAUAAAACUCUGACUGGCAAGCAGCUGACCAGUUGUGUUUUUAUUGUGUGUUUGGUGUAGGUCUGACAAUGUCUAAUACAGCCGACAACCAAUGGACAAGAUCCUCUCUGCAGUCACUCUGCGUCAAACCAACUCUAGAGCCUAAACUGUAAAACAAGACUUUUAUAUUUUUGAUGUGUUUCAUUUGAUCAUAGCCAGUGAUAGAUAUGGUAUAACAAUAACUUGUCAGUUCAUAACAUUUCAUAUUAGGAAUAAAUACAUUUGGUAAUAAUAACUUA
This is a messenger RNA of Salvelinus fontinalis (brook trout), 1155 nucleotides long. RefSeq names its product gamma-crystallin S-like. Gene Ontology annotation, biological process: visual perception; lens development in camera-type eye. The record is from RefSeq and is a predicted model, not a curated record. Lineage: Eukaryota; Metazoa; Chordata; Actinopteri; Salmoniformes; Salmonidae. The coding region runs from base 214 to 747 and encodes 177 amino acids. The transcript has 3 exons. Gene Ontology annotation, molecular function: structural constituent of eye lens.